Ahaetulla prasina is the source of this 5947-nucleotide messenger RNA. RefSeq names its product solute carrier family 6 member 6 (gene SLC6A6). Gene Ontology annotation, cellular component: plasma membrane. The transcript is spliced from 16 exons. NCBI's taxonomy places the organism in Eukaryota, Metazoa, Chordata, Lepidosauria, Squamata, Colubridae. Gene Ontology annotation, molecular function: taurine:sodium symporter activity. Gene Ontology annotation, biological process: sodium ion transmembrane transport; taurine transmembrane transport; neurotransmitter transport. The record is from RefSeq and is a predicted model, not a curated record. The coding region runs from base 206 to 2134 and encodes 642 amino acids.
ACACGAGAGGUCAGGAAGAAAGCGCUUAUAAAUUACCGUUUCUUCCUCCCCGUUGCUGUUAGUCUGCCUUGCCGCUCACGCCGAAGCACAUAAGGACGGAGGCAGAGGACGCCAAGACGCUGGACAGCUACCUGGUCGGAAAAGAGCAGCUGCUACAGGAAGAGAAAAUCCUUUCUGGAGAUACUCCUCUUCAUUGUCUUACCCUAUGGAGGAACCAGCCCUGCCCAUCCACAUUGAGGAGGGGAUAGACGUUCUGACUGAAAACAAAACCAUGGCAACAAAGGAGAAGCUGCAGUGUUUGAAAGAUUUUCACAAGGAUAUCCUUAAACCUUCCCCUGGCAAAAGCCCUGGGACACGGCCUGAGGAUGAGGCGGAGGGCAAGCCACCACAGCGGGAAAAAUGGGCCAGCAAGAUUGAUUUUCUGUUGUCCGUAGCUGGAGGGUUUAUUGGAUUAGGCAAUGUUUGGCGAUUUCCGUAUCUCUGCUAUAAAAAUGGCGGAGGUGCAUUUCUCAUACCUUAUUUCAUUUUUCUGUUUGGGGGAGGUCUUCCUGUAUUCUUCCUGGAAGUGGCCCUAGGACAAUAUACCUCUGAAGGAGGAAUUACAUGCUGGGAAAAGAUCUGCCCUAUUUUCUCUGGAAUAGGUUAUGCUUCCGUAGUGAUUGUGUCUCUUUUGAAUGUAUACUACAUCGUCAUCCUGGCUUGGGGAUUGUACUAUCUAUUCCAGUCAUUUUCACACACUCUGCCAUGGGCUCAUUGUCAGCAAGAAUGGAAUACAGAACACUGUGUGGAAGACACCCUCAGGAAGAACAAAACUCUGUGGCUGUCAUUCAAUGCCACUAACUUCACAUCUCCUGUCAUAGAAUUUUGGGAGCGGAAUGUUCUGAGGUUGAGUUCAGGCAUUGAUGAACCUGGUGUUCUCAAAUGGGACCUGGCUCUUUGUCUUUUCCUUGUCUGGGUGAUUUGUUUCUUUUGCAUUUGGAAAGGUGUGAAGUCAACCGGGAAAGUUGUAUACAUAACAGCAACAUUUCCAUUCAUCAUGCUUUUUGUACUCUUAAUCCGUGGUGUCACUUUACCUGGAGCUGCAGAGGGCAUCAAAUUUUACCUUUACCCGAACAUCACUCGUCUGUCCGAUCCAAUGGUCUGGAUAGAUGCUGGCACACAGAUCUUCUUCUCCUAUGCAAUCUGCUUAGGUGCAAUGACUUCACUGGGGAGCUACAACAAAUACAAAUACAACUGUUACAGGGACUGUUUGCUGCUGGGAUGCCUGAACAGUGGUACCAGUUUUGUGUCUGGCUUCGCAAUUUUUUCCGUCCUGGGCUUCAUGGCACAAGAGCAAGGGGUGGACAUUGCUGAUGUGGCAGAGUCAGGUCCAGGUCUGGCCUUCAUUGCUUAUCCAAAAGCUGUAUCCAUGAUGCCGCUGCCAACCUUUUGGGCUAUUCUUUUCUUUGUUAUGCUUCUGUUGCUUGGCCUGGACAGCCAGUUUGUUGAAGUUGAAGGGCAGAUCACAUCGUUAGUUGAUCUGUACCCAUCCUUCCUAAGGAAGGGUUACCGACGGGAAAUCUUCAUCGCUAUAAUCUGUUUCCUCAGCUAUCUUCUGGGACUAUCUAUGGUGACUGAAGGUGGCAUGUAUGUGUUUCAACUCUUUGACUACUAUGCAGCUAGUGGUGUAUGCCUUUUGUGGGUCGCAUUCUUUGAAUGCAUUGCUGUAGCCUGGGUUUAUGGCGCUGACAAUUUUUACGAUGCCAUUGAAGAUAUGAUUGGUUACAGGCCUGGUCCUUGGAUGAAAUGGAGCUGGAUUGUAAUCACACCAAUUCUCUGCGUGGGGUGCUUCAUAUUUUCUCUAGUCAAGUAUACCCCCCUGACCUACAACAAGGACUACAUCUACCCUACGUGGGCAAUUGGUCUGGGUUGGAUACUUGCUCUUUCAUCUAUGAUCUGCAUCCCGUUGGUUACAGUUAUCCGUAUCCUGCAGUCGGAUGGCUCUCUCCUUGAGAGGGUGAAGACAAUGGCUGCUCCUCGUGAGAUCACACGCUGGGACAAAGAAACCGAGAUUGCUGCCACGUUCGGCCCUCCUGGCCUGGCCAACGGAGAACUGAUCAAGCCAAGUCAUGUCAUCGUGGAGACAACAAUGUGAGCUCUCUCUAUGAGAGGAGGACACCUGCUUUAAAACUGCUGUUUACUAACCAUAGAAUCUUUCAUAGGACCAGGUUUACAGAGCUUUAUAUUUGCACUAGGGUUAUUUUUAUUUCUCAUAGAGAAAAGUAAUUUUUUGUGUGUUUGGUUUUUAUUUUUUAAUAUUUUGUAAAGUAAAUCACAGCAGAUGGCUGUCCUGCUCUAUUUAGAAACAGAGCUUUCAUAUCAAAUUAGGCACACUGCAGGAAUUUAUCUUCUGUUUUCCACACAGCAUAUCUAACUAACUUUUAUUCAUAUGGCUACUUUACCAUUUUUAGUUGAUUUUUCUUGCCAACAGUAUACCCAGGCGCAAUCCUAUGCAUACUAUCUUGCAAAUAUGCCUCAAUGAACAUAAUGGGACUUACUUCUGAGUAGACAUAUGUAGGAUUGUGCUGAUACGUAUGCAUACAUGUGCGCAUAUACAAGUUUUAGGUUUCUCUGGGUGUUGAUGUGGUUGGGAACAGGGUAGUGCAAAAUUUUAUUUUGGACUUUUUUUAACCAAAAAAAAAAAAGCUCUGGCAUUUUAGAAACUGGUUUUUAAAGGUGUGGCACUAUCUUCUGGUAGACACAGGAAGAAUUAAAGAAACAAUACAUGUUUUAAUGUUAUGUGAGUGAGCCAUGUGGGAAUAUAUUUAUUUGAUAAUUGGAAGCUGCAAUAUUGUAGCUGCAAUUGUAUGCCACCCAAAGUCAUUUUUUUCUGUGUGAGAUGGGUGGCCAUGUAAAUUUGAUAAAUAAAUAAAUAUAAGCUGGGGUUGGAACCAGGGGAAUAAUCUGAACAGCUUAUGAACAGGCUCCAAGAAGGUGGCAGAAUCAUUCUUGCUGAAAAGGCAUUUUAACUGAUAAGCUUUUUGGGACAAAGAUGAUUUCUACCAUCACCGGAGGAAUUAAUUCUACAUUUAGUAACAAGGACAGUUUCUAUGCAGAUUUAAAAACAGAGUACGGUUGAGUUUCUCAUAGAUUUAGAGAGAUUAUCUAAGAGUUGAUGUAAAAUACUGGUAAGCCUGAAUCUGUCACCUAUUGUUAUCUCAGUCUUAGACAGGAAUAUAAAUUUGAUAGUGUAAUCAUGUAACUAAAGAAUAUAAAAACUGGGCCAUUCUUGUAGUCUGCACCUGAGAAAUAAGUCGUUUGGACUUGGAUUUUGUUAGAACAUUAGGUUAGUGUCAGAAAACUCAUUAUAUAAUGCUAUAUUUACAAAGAUGCUGCAAACCAUAUUUAAAGUCACAAAUUUGCCAAACUUUAUCUUUGUUAGAGCGAAAAAAGGAGUAUUGGGUGUGUACCAUAGCAGUCAGCUAAGUUGCAUAGUGUUGAGUGCAGAUGCAGAAAAAAGUCCACUAGAAGUUAUUGAUGAAGACUCUACUACAACAAGAAAGCACAGAAAGAAUGCAGUUCAGAAAAAAUAGACUAUUCACAGGCUUAAACUGUCAUCAUUUAUAUCCAUUGAUCCAAGGAAACGCAAGGAGAUCAAGUAAGCUAUAAAUUUAUUUUAGACUGAAUGAGGCAUAAAAUACUCAACGGGAAUUGUAUUGCUAAGUUCCCCACUUUUCCUAAAAAGAGGAUUUGCCUCUGGAAAACACCCCAAAUCCUGCAAAGCUUUUGUUUUGUUUUCAAUCUUCAUUGAGUAGUGGCUCAAUCCUUUUCCAUAUGGGCAUUGAUCUUGGGGGGAAGGAUGCCCCCUUUAACUUUUAUAUUGGUAGUAAACACAAUUUGAGCAGGAUUGUGAGCCACAAAUAGCAAAACCCCUUUCUUUUUGUAAUUCUGCUAGUUUUGUCUGUCAAUUAAGAUACUGUAGUUGAAACUGGAACUUAGCCAGUAUUUGAAAACAUUCCUAUAUGCUUUAAGAAAAGAAAGACAUUAAGAAUCAGUUUCUGUCUUAUGCUCUCUAUGGCCACUGCAUAUGCAUUAUGCACAUACUUGUUAUGUUAGUUUUAUAUAUAUACAUAUAUAUAUAAAAGAACUGUAAAUAAAGGACCAAAACAGUUAUUUCAGGUGUCUUGUUUAGCCAAUAUUUGUUUGUGGAUGGAGUCUGUGAUUUAUUUUAUUUGAGGGAACAGAGCUUGCCAUAUAUGCAGGUGGCCGUGAGCAGAAUGCUUUGCUUUCUUGUUACCAAGAGCUGAUAAGUAAACACUUCCAGAGUACAAAUCCUUUGGAAAUGUUUAUCUUCCUUACUAUGCUGAAAAAUGGCCAGUAAAAAGGUUAGUUACAGAAGAAGCAAGGAAGCCAAGAGAAAGCUACUGUUUGGCUUUGUUUUCUAAUCCUGCAAAACCAAAGAUGGCAGGGCAUUGGUAUUGCAAACCCCAUUGCAUUCCAGAUUGGACUGCAGCAGCAAGAAAUUAGGAUGAAGGCAAGUCUUAACAGUUCAUUCACUUGACUUCCCUGGUGCAUUUUACAUGAAAGAUAGUGCAAUAUUUUGCUAGUUUCAAGAACAGCCACUGAACCAAAAGCAGAUAUAUCAGCCAAGGGAAUACCCUAAAGCACAUAGCAUGAGAGGAUGUUUUUCAAGAACAAACCAGAGAAUCAGUCCCACACUGUAGAUUUCCAUCUAAGAAGAGUAGUACCCAACCCAUUUCAAAGUUAAACUGUGCAAUCAUGAUCAGUUCCUUCCAACUAAAAAAGUAAACAGGUUUUCUCAUCAUGAUCUGAAGUCAUGAAGGACUCUUAAAAGAAAAAAAAAGUUAAUCAAAUUUUUGUCACAUAAGAUUUAGCCCAUCAACCUUCAUUUUUUUUGUUUCAAGGAUCAUAUUUUCACACAGCAAAACUUGUGAAUAAUAGAAUGUGUUAUAUCUGAAUGUUAAGAAUAGAUUCUGCCAAAUAAGGCCAAUGGAUGGGAGGGGGUGGGGCAGGGAAAACUAUCAAUCGUUUGUAUUUUCUACUUAUUUAUGACUGCAAAAAGAUUGAUUUUUUUUCUAAAUCACUUUGUAGAAUUGUGCGGCCUAUUUUAUCCAUUCUUUGUAAUGAAGAAGUUAAAUAUUCAGUAUUGUGACUAACUUGUGGGUGAACUGGUUUGGAUAUGGGGUGGGUGGGGAUAUUCUUAAUGUUUAUUCAAAGAAAUUAUUGUAUUUCCAAAAAAAGGGGGUGGGGACUGGGAGGAACAUUAGAGUGCAACAGUUCAUUGUCAUGGAAGUAUGGCUUGUUUUCUAAACUGCUCUAGAUGUGUAUAAGGUUAAAAAAAAGGUUAUAGCAGCAUUAAAUGGGCAUUUGCUAGUCAAAACAGUUGGACAUACCUCUGUUUGCAACCAGCCAUUUUAGGCUUGUUUCCAACCAAGGCAGGCUCUUUAGAUGUCUGGAAAUAUUUUCUUCUCUUAGUCCAAUCUUUCAAGCAGUCAACAUUAUCAUGUAAUGUUGUAUGGUUAAAUACAUAUGGUUAUGUAUUUAACCAUACCUAAUGGAAGGUAUGGUUAAAUAAUUGGAUAACUAAUUCACACUUCACAGUAUAUUGUCUUUAGUCAUUUGUACUUGAUUAUAAUGAAAUUAAACUUACUAGGCAGAGUAAGUAUCCGCCCAGCUGAAAACCUAGUGGAAAUAAAUUAUUUGAUCACUAACUGUUGAAUGGCUAUAGAAGCAGGAAUAGAGAUAUGACAAGAAGAGGAAGAACUGGAGGACAGGUGCUUUCUAAUACAGGAAAACCUAAAAUUCUGGCAGGCGGCUGCUUCUGCUUCUUCUUCUUCUUCUUCUUCUUCUUCUUCUUCUUCUUCUUCUUCUUCUUCUUCUUCUUCUUCUUCUUCUUCUUCUUCUUCUUCUUCUUCUUCUUCUUCUUCUUCUUCUUCUUCUUCAGCAU